Messenger RNA from Vigna angularis (adzuki bean), 1962 nucleotides. RefSeq lists its product as uncharacterized. Gene Ontology annotation, cellular component: nucleus. Gene Ontology annotation, biological process: protein desumoylation. The coding region runs from base 1 to 1962 and encodes 653 amino acids. The transcript has 10 exons. NCBI's taxonomy places the organism in Eukaryota, Viridiplantae, Streptophyta, Magnoliopsida, Fabales, Fabaceae. Gene Ontology annotation, molecular function: deSUMOylase activity. The record is from RefSeq and is a predicted model, not a curated record.
AUGAACUCCUUACUGGCAGCGACACAUAAGAUGCGCAUUUCACAAACUCCGUUUAAGUGGUGUUUAGAAAUUGGAGAUCCUUUAGAGGUGAACCUAAAAUUGUUGAAAAAGAUGGUUCGUCGAUGGGUUCCCCACCAUCAAUCGUUUAGAGUUAGCCAACAUCUGGUGCCUUUCAAUGUGCAGGAUGUGUUCAUGACUUUAGGGUUAGGAGUUGGGGGUUUGGAAGUUCCUUUUGAUGAAUCAGUUGUGGGUAAAGUUGGUGAAUCCUUUAAUUCAAAAUGUACGAAAUUGAAAGACCUCAUACAUAUGUUCAAUGUGCUUGUAGGUAAUGAUGAUAGUGAGGUAGAUGGGGUGUGUCGCUUGUAUGUAUUAGUUUGUUUUGUGGUGUUCUUUUUUCCCAGGAAGGCAAGAUAUGUGUCGAACAUGCCUUGUUUAGUCUUAGAUGACUUAGACAGUUUGUCUAGUUAUGAUUGGAGUAGUGCUGUACAUAGAUAUCUUGUAGAUAGUCUAAAUAGAUGUAAUAAGAAACUACUUUCUGGAUCGAUUGCUGAUUCAUUGAGCAUAAGUGGGAAUGCUGUUGUUUUGCAGCUUUGGGCGUAUGAACGUCUUGGUUUGCAUGAUGAUAAUUCUGCCAAGGAAUUUCCGCGCGUUAGGCGAUUUUCUUUGUUAAAUUAUACAACAAAAAAAAUAGAUGUUAUGUUUAAGACUGCCGAGGUACAAUUUGAUUGGUACCUCAGUGAGAAUAAUUGUUUAAAUCCCAUCAUACGUCGUGCUUUCAAUUUGGAUGAGGGAUUGAGGCGUGAAGGUUCCAAGCGUGAAGAAAAAGUAGAAGAAAAAGUAGCUGAAAAUGAAUAUGAUGAAAAUUGGCUAUUAUCCACUUUGGAAAAACUGAGAACAAACAAUGCCAGGAUAAGAAAAGUCAGAGAUGAAAUUGCAGCUGUUAGGAAGCUACUUGCUGAUCGUGUGAAGUAUCAAAAGGUGGAACAAUCUCCUUCAUUUCAUGAACAACCUGCAGAUGAAAAACAUGAAGAUCAACAAAAUGAAGAACCUGGACAUGAAGAAAAUGAAGAACCUAUACAUGAAGAAAAUGAAGAACGUGCAGAUGAAGAACCAGCUUGUACCAUGGUUGUAGAAGAAGAAGGAGUCGCCGGUGACCAUCCAAUAGUUGUCGUUGACGUUGGCGAUGGUGUUGAUGAUGGUGAAGGAGAAGUGGAUGUACAACCGUUGAAUGUACUGCCUUUGUACGUCUCUGAGAUUAUGUAUCAACUGUUGAGCACAAGUGAAUGUAGCUCUUUAGGGCCAAGGCAAUGUGUAGACAACAUGGCUUUAAUUUUUGCAGCAACAAUGUUCAUGUACUUUGAAAAAAGGUUGACUGGAGUCAUAAAGAGGAUUGUAUUCAGUCCUAUGUUUGGGACCCAUGUCCUGCACGACUAUAGGAAACGACCAGUCAAUCAACAUGUGUGGCAACUUCUUGACUACCAGCCAUAUUUUCGAUAUGAUCUGGUUCGACUUCAGGCCUUAUUGUCUGCUGAUUGGGUGUUCAUCCCAAUUGUAAGUGAUGGUCAUUGGUGGUGUUAUGCACUGAAGGUCUGCACUUUUCAGUUUUAUGUGAUAGACUCACUUGCCAAUGGUAUCAAAGGACGUUGUCGGAUUGAUAGAAGCAUUGCUCAAAAUAUUCAACGCCUUUGGGGUUUGUUGACGGAUAAACUUGAAGAGACUAAGUGUCCUUUGUUAGUUGAGAAAGCCAACAUCCCAGUCCAACCAAACACAUACGAUUGUGGUGUAAUCAUGAUGAAAGCUAUUGAAAUCUGGGAUGGAGAGGACAAAUAUGAUGGGAAAAGCAUGCCUGAUUAUACAAAUGAAGAGUUGGCUGCGUUUAGGAAAAAGUAUAUAUGUGACUGGAUCCUGGACGAGGACAACGUGCGAAGAUUGGAGACGCUGCAACAUUUUGGAUUACUAUAG